UUCAUGGCCGGCUCAUGUGAGGUUAAUAUAAAGUUAAAAAUAUGCUAAUUAUUGAAAUAAGUACAAUAAAUGCAUAAUAUACAACUGGAAUAAUUAUCUAAAUGUAUAAACUGAGCUGUAUGUGAAAACAUUACGACAAGAGCUAAGAAUAUAGAAGAAUAUAUUUAAGAAAACAUGUACGCGAGAUUUCAUAACUGCGGCUGGACGGCUCUCCAAAAGCGUCUGAACUUAUCAAAUUGUAGAAGCUACGCAAGUAUUCUGAAAAAGAAAGAGAAUCUAUCCAAUACCUUACAGCCAGGAAAAAUUUACCAUGGAUUCGUGUGCACUGAAGUCGAGCCCAUCAAAGAGUAUAAUAUGACAGCUUACCUACUUACACACGAAAAGACUAAGACUGAGUACCUACAUUUAGAAAGAGAUGACUCCAAUAAUGUUUUCUCUGUCGGUUUCCGAACGACACCCCUAGAUUCUAUGGGAACUCCUCAUAUUCUAGAACAUACUGUAUUAUGUGGAUCUGAAAAGUAUCCGGUCCGAGACCCAUUCUUUAAAAUGCUUAACAGAUCAUUAGCGACAUUCAUGAAUGCAAUGACUGGUCCAGAUUACACAUUUUAUCCAUUUUCUUCCCAAAAUGAAAUAGAUUAUAGAAAUCUCCAAAAAGUAUAUUUAGAUGCAGUUUUUAAGCCUAAUCUAGCUAGACUAGAUUUCUUACAAGAAGGCUGGAGAUUAGAACACUUAAAAUUAGAAGAUAAAACGUCAGAAAUGGUAUUUAAGGGUGUUGUGUAUAAUGAAAUGAAAGGUGCCUUCUCUGAAACAAGUUCACUAUUUGGCCAAAAAUUUAUAAACACAAUUCUACCAAAAGGCACUUAUGGCUAUGUCUCUGGUGGCGAUCCUCUGUGCAUUCCAGAGCUAACCCACGAGCAUUUAAAGAAUUUCCAUGCAACAUACUAUCAUCCAAGCAAUGCAAGGAUAUAUUCAUAUGGCAAUUUCCCACUAGAACAAAACUUGAAAUUUCUAAAUGAGACAUAUCUGAGUAAAUACCAGUAUUUGGACCCAGCAAAUACUAUCGUAACGCCUCAAGAGAGGUGGAAGAUGAUACAGAGAGCAAAUAUUGCGUGUAGAGUUGACCAAUAUGGGGGCCCAGUGGAAAAACAGAAUCAAAUUGCUUUAGGCUAUGUUAUGUCUGAUAUAACAGAAAUAUACGAAACAUUCAUGCUUAGUGCAUUAGCUGAGUUAAUGAUUAUAGGACCUAACUCGGCUUUCUACAAAAGUUUGAUUGAAAAGAACAUAUCUGGUGGAUAUAAUUCAUUAACAGGGUACGAAAAUCAAAUUAGAGAUACUCUCUUUGUCGUUGGUUUACGUGAUGUUGAAAAAUCGAAAUUUGAAACAAUAGAAAGCAUUGUUAAUCAAACCAUUGAUGAAAUAUUUACAAAGGGUUUUGAGAAAAAUCAUAUUGAAAGUGUCUUGCAUGGAUUUGAAUUAGCAAUUAAGCAUCAGUCACCGAAAUUUGGACUUAAUUUACUAUUCAGUUUAAUGCCAUUGUGGAACCAUAAUGGACCAAUAUUAAAUGCUUUAAAAGUCAAUACAUUACUUGACAAACUUAAAACAAAUCUCAUGAAUCCUUCAUACAUAAAGGACGUAAUUGAAAAAUAUUUCCUCUUAAACAAUCAUAAAUUAAUUAUGACAAUGCAGCCAGAUCCCAAAUUUGAUGACGUAUUUACUGAGGCUGAAGCGAAAUUGCUUAAAACAAAAGUGAAAAAUCUAACUCCAGAGCAGAAAGAGCAGAUAUUCGCUGAUGGUAUAGAACUUUCACAGGCUCAAAAGGAAAUACAGAAACUGGACGUUUUACCAUGUUUAAAAAUUGACGAGAUUACUUUGAAUAAAACUGCACCGUCUUUAGAGCAUACAAUUUCAGGUACAAUUCCUCUACAGCUUUGUAAAGCAAACACAAAUGGUGUGACUUAUUUCAAAGGUGUUGUGGGUACAGAUUGUUUGAAUGAAAAACUGAGGCCAUUGUUACCAUUCUUCAACUAUGUUCUAGACAAAUUUGACACAAAAUCUUAUAAUUAUCGGGAUUUCGACAAAUAUGUCAGUAAGUCCACUUCGGGCUUAUCGUUUGUGACUCAUAUUGCUGAGCAUAUUGAUCAGCAAGAACAGUAUGAACAGGGUGUUCUAAUCAGCAGUCAUUGUCUUGAUGAAAAUUUACCAAAAAUGCUUGAUAUUUGGACUGAAAUAUUUUCAAGACCAAACUUUGAGAACGGUGAAAGAAUGACAAUGCUCCUAACCAACUAUUGUUCAUCCUUAACAAGUGGGAUCAUAGAUAGUGGCCAUACCUAUGCAAUGCAAGCCGCACGGUCUCUUUUAUCUUCUGUAGAUGAAUGUAAAGAAAGUCUUUUAGGAAUUAAACACAUUAUGAGUAUGCAAGAAAUACAAAAGACUCAUAAGACUGAAGAUAUUCAAGACAUUGUUGACCUUAUCGGUAAAAAUAUAUUGAAAGGUGAUAACUUAAGAGCUGCAUUCCACUAUUCAAACACAACUGAAAAUUUAAAUGAGUUUAUUGAUAAAUUCUGCACAAAUCUUUGCAAAGGUGAAACAAACAAAGAUGUAAAUAGAAUCAACUGGACAGAUACAAAACCAUUUCAGAAAGAGAACCGAGGUAUUCAUAUAUCAAUGAACAUUCCAGUAAAUUUCUGCGCUAAAGUUGUACCAACCGUGCCAUAUACAGACCCUGAUUACCCUAAGCUGCGUGUGCUGUCCCGAUUUUUAACAUCUAAAUACUUACAUCCAAUUGUUAGAGAACAAAAUGGAGCAUAUGGUGGAGGGGCAAUGUUGACGAUCGAUGGUGUGGUUAACUUUUAUUCAUACAGAGAUCCUAAUUCACGUGUCACUAUGGAUGUAUUCGAUGAAACAGCAGACUGGAUGUCAAGGAACAAAGAUCUUAUUGAUGAACAAAAUCUAUUUGAAGCGAAGCUGUCGAUUUUACAGCAGAUGGACCAACCUGUAGCCGAAUACAUGAAGGGUAUAGAAAUGUUCUUAUAUGGUCUAUCAUAUGAUAUUUGGCAGAUGCAGAGAGAACGAGUUUUAGCUGUCCAGAAGGAAGAUUUGAUUGAAGUGUGCCAAAAGUAUUUAACAGCUGAUAAAUGGUCUGGAAAAUGCGUUAUCGGUGACGGAGCAUCCCAACAAUUGAUAAAAGAUGGCGAAGCUUGGGAAACAAUAAGUGGACCACAGGAUUGAACAAACCUUGUAUUGAACUCAUUAAAGCAUUAUUUACUUAUGAAUUCAUGUGACUUGUGUUAAUUAAAAUCGAAUAUGUUUACAGCAAUUUCAAUAAAAACUGGCAACACAGUUGUUGAUUUAAAGAAUUAUUACUUAAAUAAAAAGGUUUUAAUAUUAUAGCUUUAAAGCUGUAAAAUAAUUUAAUUAAAUUGAAUUUCUCUUAAGUUUUCUAAUUGAAUACAAAACAGUGUUUUAAAAUACCUACUGUUAUAUUUGCAAUGUAUUAUUUAUUUCAAAGUAUAUGUUGAGACUGUUAGUAAAUAUAUAUUUUAGAUUA
Messenger RNA from Vanessa atalanta (red admiral), 3547 nucleotides. RefSeq names its product presequence protease, mitochondrial. Gene Ontology annotation, cellular component: mitochondrial matrix. Gene Ontology annotation, biological process: protein processing. The transcript is spliced from 2 exons. The coding region runs from base 175 to 3228 and encodes 1017 amino acids. The record is from RefSeq and is a predicted model, not a curated record. Gene Ontology annotation, molecular function: metal ion binding. Lineage: Eukaryota; Metazoa; Arthropoda; Insecta; Lepidoptera; Nymphalidae.